AUGACAAAAACGUUAAAAAGGGUCCAGCAGGAACUUAGGAAUAACAGACUGAAAACGACAGGAGAUCCAGCAGAGUCACCGGGAACACCGCUCGACGUGUCUUCUAUAGAAAAAGCCAGCUUCCUUCAGGGGGAACAAUUUCUUAACCACGGCAACCCACUCCACAGUACUGCACUUGAGGAUGAUUUUAGCCCGGGGCUUCCACAGGACAAGGGAACACUUUCACAAAAGAAGAUAAACAAAGUAAAAACCAGGAGGGCUGGUCAAGGUGAUGUGGAGACUCCAAAAAGACCCACACAUACCGGGAGGAAACCAGAAACAAAUGGCAAAGGAGAUGGAGGGGUCCAGCAAAACCAUUCUGCUCAACAGAACACUCAGAGGUCCUCAAGGCAAACAGGGACAGGGGCAAAAUCCAAAGCCAGACCUCUGCAGACUGUAUUAGAGGACAGACCAUCAUCAGUUUCCCAGACAGCCUCCUCUGAUGAGACAAGUCAUCAGUCUGAGGAUGCAAACACAGCCAGCAAGAACACUCCUGCCCCAACAUCUAUGCAGGGAAGACCAUCCCUGUCUUCUGAAGAGCUCACAGAUGAGGAUGCCAGCUUUCACCCAAGCAGCAAGAAAUCCAAACCAGGGCAUGGAAGACAAACAAGAAAGUCGCUCUCAACAAACCGUGAGCCUCGGAGUGCACGGGAACAGAACAGGAAAUCGUCAUCAGGUUCCUCAGAUGGAGGUGGUCUCACCGGUAAACAGAAGCACAAAGUGAGACAUGAGAGAAAUCCCACUGAUCUGGAUGUGGUGCUUGAUUCUUUUCAGGACUUUGUCUCAGAGUAUAAGAAGACAGUUGACUCUGACACAGUCAAUCAAGCUAUUGAUGCCUUGUCAUCUUCUUUUGGCGAUCAGCUCACAGAGACAAUCACUGCAACAAAAGAGCUCGGCAACAUUAAGCGUAAAAAUGCCAAGAUAAACAGAGCCAUAAAUCUCAAGAGAACCAAAUUGAUGGAAGCCAAAAACGAACUCAUAAAGAGUGAGGCUCAUAUGCGGAGACUGCAGAAAGGGCGUGAUGAGCUGGAGCAGAGACUCACAGACCUGAGAAAAGCUUGGUCCUUCCUCAGUCACCUGGCCAAGCUUCACAGGAGCUACCUCCAGCACUGCAACACUCACCCUGAUGAAGAGCCAGUGUAUGGUCCCUCCUGUAUGCCAGCACUGCUGCUCGAAGCCAGAGGCAUGCUGGGAGCAGAGCAUCAGCCGAAGACUAUUAAUGAAAAACUGCAGCAAAUCUUGGACCAAGCUGACAGCAAAUAA
Chanos chanos (milkfish) is the source of this 1302-nucleotide messenger RNA. RefSeq names its product centromere protein U (gene cenpu). Gene Ontology annotation, cellular component: nucleus. The transcript has 12 exons. Bases 1 to 1302 code for a protein of 433 amino acids. The record is from RefSeq and is a predicted model, not a curated record. Lineage: Eukaryota; Metazoa; Chordata; Actinopteri; Gonorynchiformes; Chanidae.